This is a messenger RNA of Cyprinodon variegatus (sheepshead minnow), 3088 nucleotides long. Its product is annotated as tripartite motif-containing protein 35-like. Gene Ontology annotation, molecular function: zinc ion binding; protein binding. Bases 367 to 1743 code for a protein of 458 amino acids. The record is from RefSeq and is a predicted model, not a curated record. The transcript is spliced from 2 exons. NCBI's taxonomy places the organism in Eukaryota, Metazoa, Chordata, Actinopteri, Cyprinodontiformes, Cyprinodontidae.
CACAGAUUUCAUGAUCUCUGCCAACAGCUUUACUGUCAUCCUUCCCUCAGUGUUUUAACCGGUAACGGCUGCCAUCUUGGUCAGGGCUCUGUUCGUGGAUCUUCUUCUGGAACAUUUUACUCUGACAGUCUGUGUGCUGCUGGAGCCUGAAGUUGCCCUUUCAGAAUAAAAGUCCAGCCUUGUUUCUCUGAUCACUGCGGAUCCAACCAGAACCAGUUUAUCUGGAGCUUUCUGUCAUUUUACUGCCUGAACAGCAGCUUUGCGCCAAAGGAGGAAGAAGCUCCUCCCUCUUAGUGAAGUGGGUCAAAGGUGAACAUUCACUUCCUCCUCUGAUCAGAGCGCUUAAAGUGAGUCUGAGCGUUCAGCAUGGCUUCCAUACCAGAGAACCUCAUCUGCUCCAUCUGUCAGGAGGUCUUCAAGCAUCCCGUGGUUCUGACCUGCAAUCACAGCUUCUGCAGAGGCUGUUUGAAGACCUGCUGGAAGGAGAAGCCAGGAGCAGAAUGUCCGGCCUGCAGGAGGAGGUUUUCCAAGGAGGAGCCUCCCAUCGACAUGUCUCUGCAGCGCCAGUGUGAGACAUUCCUGCAGCAGAGAGCCUCUGAGGGCUUCUGCCAGCUGCACUCCGAGAGUCUGGACCUGUUCUGUUUGGACCACCAGCAGCCCGUCUGUCCUGUCUGCAGAGGUUCUCACCAACAUGCUGGACACACCUUCUCACCCAUCCAGGAGGCUGCUCAGCAGCACAGGAAGGAGCUUCAGGAAACCCUGGAGCCUCUGAGGAGGAAGCUGGAGCUGAGGAGGAAAGUUCAGGAGGAGUUCAGCCAGACAGCAGAACACAUGAAGGUCCAGGCCCGGUCCACAGAGAGGCAGAUCAGGGACCAGUUCCAGAAGCUUCAUCAGUUUCUGCUGGAGGAAGAGGAGGCCAGGCUGGCCUCUCUGAGGGAGGAAGAGGAGCAGAAGAGCAGGAUGAUGAAGGAGAAGAUGGAGGCUCUGAGCAGAGAGAUAGCAGCUCUGUCCGACACAGUCCGCAGCACAGAGGAGCAGCUGAGCGCUGGAGAUAUCUCCUUCCUGAGGUGCUACCAGGCUGCAGCCCAGCAGGUCGACCAGCACCCCCUGCUGGAGGAACCACAGCUGCCCUCAGGAGCCCUGAUAGACCAGGCCAAACAUCUGGGCAACCUGACCUUCAACAUCUGGAGCAGCAUGAAGGACCUGGUGUCCUACACUCCUCUGGUCCUGGACCCAAACUCCGCCCACCCAGAGCUCCUCCUGUCUGAAGAUCUGACCACGCUGAGGCGAGGAGAGAAGCAGCCGCUGCCUCAGAACCCGGAGCGGAUCGGGUCCUACAGCUCGGUUCUGAGCUCCCAGGGGUUCUGCUCAGGGAGCCACAGCUGGGAGGUGGAGGUGGGAGGCAGUACCUACUGGCUGCUGGGUCUGAUGCCAGAAUCCGUCCACAAAACAGGAGACACACAGUCCGGGUUCUGGAGGAUCGGGUUCUACGGAGGGAGUUACUCUGCACUGGACCCAGCAGGUUCCGCUAACAUCCUCCCAGUCCAGAGGAAGGUCCAAAAGGUCCAGGUCAACCUGGACUGGGAAGCAGGAAAACUGACCUUCUCCGACCCAGACACAGACACCCACAUACACACCUUCACACACACCUUCACUGAGAAGGUCAUGGCCUUCAUCAUGAAUGUGGACCAGAACCCAGUGAGGGUUCUACCAGGGAAGAUCUCCAUCAACCUCAGCAUCUAGANGUCCCACACCGGCGUCCAACUGGAGGAGAACUCCAUCAACCUCAGGAGGUAGACGUCCCACACCGGCAUAAAAAACAUUAUGUCCUUGAUGAAGUGAAGUGUUUUUUUCUUAGGAAUAACCAAAUGUUCCAGUGUGAGAAAGUUCUUUAUGCAGGGGGUGGGUUGGUUCCCGGGGGGCGGGGUUGUGUGAUUUUGUAAGGUAUAAAUGUAUUUAGUGAAAUGCCUCUCACUGAGAGCUCUAUCUCUCUGUCCGAGGAGGUUAAAAACAUUUGAACAUUAAUUCUUGCAAGAAAUGUUUCUGCCUCAGCUUCCUAACUUCACACCAUCUAUAUUGGUCAGAAUCUUCUGGACACUGAUGAUCAUUUCUACGCUGAUGAUGUCGUUAUCUACAGCUUUACAUAAACUCUUAUAGCUUUAACAUAGUCAUGUUUCUACAGAUGGAUCUUAAUUUAAAUGUUGACGUUCAGCUCCAGAACAGAGCGCCACCUGCAGGUCAGUCCUCCAGAUGUCACAUUUCCAGCAGCAGAAACUGAAAGAGUUGAAUCUAUCUUUACCAUAAUCAGUAAAGGAAAUGUUGAAUAUUUGGUCAUGAAACUGAGAUUGAACCUUUGCGUUUGAACCCAUUUGCUUGUGAUCUGUUAAUAAAAGACUGUGCUGUUCUGGUGGGGGGCAGAAAGGUGCUGACAUGUGAGCAGGCAGCCUUUCUCCUCCUGCAGGAAGCUGUGUUUAUAAAUCCCUUGGUGUGUCAGAUUCAUUUUUUGUCUUAUAUGAACUCACAGUUUUUUGAAGCUAACAGAGCCGUUCUGGAUUAUGGUGACCUCUUUAGUAAUGCACCAACCCAGGACUCGUAGCUCCUGGACUCUGCUUAUCGUGUCUCAUUGAGGUUUAUCAGAAACUGUAAGCCCCGCCCACCCCACUGUGAACUUCCCACAGUGUGGGCUGGCCGGCUGUGGAGAAGCUUAGUCUCUCAUUGGUUCAUUUCUAUUCUACGUCAGCUCCCCUCUGAGUGGAUAUAAUCAACCAAUCAGCAUCCUUUAAACUCAGAGGAAUCCCUGCUGCUGUCUGAAACAGAUGUUCUUCUGCCUCCACAUCUGCAAAGAGACUGGAAAUGAAAGGAACUGGUUCCAAUAAGCCAGAUGAAGCUCCCAGUCUGAGGUCUGGAAAUGUAAUCAGUCUUAUAUUGUUAUGAAGUCAUGUGUAAUCAGAUCUGUCCCGCUGCCUCGGCCUGGAACAGAUGAGUGACCUCCUAGAGUGAGAUCAAGGUCUGAGCUUAGUGACCCAGAUCUCCAUCAGAACCUGGGUCCAAUGGUCAGAAGGUCAGGAGCUGCUGUGGUUCUGGUAUC